Messenger RNA from Fulvia fulva, 1425 nucleotides. RefSeq names its product PGA52-like protein. Lineage: Eukaryota; Fungi; Ascomycota; Dothideomycetes; Mycosphaerellales; Mycosphaerellaceae. The record is from RefSeq and is a predicted model, not a curated record. Gene Ontology annotation, cellular component: fungal-type cell wall. The transcript has a single exon. The coding region runs from base 1 to 1425 and encodes 474 amino acids.
AUGAAGUACUUGUACACGGCAGCAACGCUGCUUGCAGCCACCGUUUCCGCCGACUUGUGCGCUCACGGUAGCACUGAUGUCGAUGGCAACUGGUACUGCCAGGAGGUCAAGGCUAUCACCUACACCGGUGUUGGUGGCGAAGGCUCCUACAACAAGGUCACAAGCAUGGCCAAUGGAGCAUGCGGCAGCACCCCACACGCAUAUAACGGCACCCUGUCGCCGUUUGACGAGGAAGUCUCUCUGCACUUCCGUGGACCACUCGAGCUCAAGCAGUUCGCCUUCUACGCACCUGCCGCCGCCGCUCCCUCCUACAGCAAAGAGAAGAGGACUGUUGGCCGCCGCAGCGCCAUUGAAAGACGUCACGGCCACGCUCACGGCCAUGCGCACGCUCACCUGCACCACGCCCGUGAUGAGGAGAAGCGCACCCCCGCGCUCGGCGAGAUGGUCACUGCAGUCAUCAACGGCGUGACCCAGACAUGGAAGAACACCUACGAUGGCGGCGCUGCCGCUCCCAAGGAAGGCUCACCGGCGGCAUCUCCCCCAAGCUACGGUGGUGCAUCUGCUGGCUCUGCCGCAGCGCCUCAUAGCUAUGGCGGCGCCUCAUCCUCCUCGACAUCGAAAAAGCCAACCACUUCUUCGUCCGGCAACGACGAUGACGAUUCAAGCAGCAGCGGCGGCACUGGCUGGACUCGCCAGGGCUACUACAACGCCGAGGCCGGCACUUCUGAUGGCAUUGUCUUCCUCAACCACGAGGGUGGUUCCGGCUCCGGUGUCUUCGACUACAGCUUCGGCAACUCGCUCUCCUACUCCAGCGCCGACGGCAAGUCGGGUGCUUCUGCCCCAACCACUCUUGCGAACUGCCAACUGGCCUCCGACACCGAAGUCGUGAUCAUGACUGACGACAAGUGCAAUGCCGAGGACGGCAGCUGUGGCUUCUACCGUGACGGCACUGUCGCCUACCACGGCUUCGACGGCCCAAGCAAGGCUUUCUUCUUCGAGUUCAGCAUGCCCGACGACGGCACCACCGCCGCCAACAAGUACGACCCGACCAACAUGCCCGCCAUCUGGCUCCUCAACGCUCAGAUCCCACGUACUCUCCAGUACGGUAACGCCGAGUGCUCAUGCUGGACCACCGGCUGCGGUGAAUUCGACAUUUUCGAGGUCCUCGCACCAGGUGACAAGCGCUGCAAGUCGACCCUCCACGGUAACAUCGCCGGUGGCGACAGCGACUACUUCGCUCGCCCAACCAGCGGCACCAUCAAGGCUGCCCUCCUCCUCUACAAGGACAACAUCCACAUCAAGAUUCUGGAUGACAGCACUGACUUUGGCAAGACGAUGGGCGACAGCUUCAUCAACGAGAUUUGCCAGGAUACCCUUGCGGACAGCUUGGAGGGCCUUGUCUCCCUUUUCAAGCUCGGCUCAUAA